UCAUGCUUUGAGUUCUUCCAUGUGCUGCUACAUAAAUAACCCUAAUACAAAAUCUAAAUAAAAAAUUACAAGGGAAGAGAUGUUGGAAGAACCCUAGCUUUGACCUACCUUUAGCUCUCUAUAAAACCCUACUUACCCUUUCUCUUCUUUCCCUCUUUGGGUGUUUUCAUUGCAUAUCAAAAACAUAUAAGCAAGGAAAAAGAAAAAAAGAAAAAAAGAAAGAAACAUGGUCCCCAUAAGAAUCACAAGCUUGCUACUAGGGUUUUUGCUGGGUUUUGUCAGUGUAAGUGACUCCAUUGCAAAUGCUCAACAAGAUGCUAUCUGGCCAGACAGUAAGGCUGAUGGAAACCGGUUAGUGGCGGCGGCCACAGGUGGUGUGGUGGUCGUUGAUCAGCAGGUACAUUCAGAACACGAUGCCGCCACGGUCCAUGUUGGAAAGAAAUCGAUCAAAGGAAGAAAAAUGAUGAAGUUGUUGAAGAAGGAUGAAGCUAUUAAAGAGGAAGGUGUUAAUGGAGGGGCUCCAAAGAUGAAUUCAGGCAAGGGUAAGGAUGCUUUGAAGAAGCUGUUUGGGAGAUCACAAAUGGGGAAGAAUGAACAGAAUUGUGGCAGCAAGAUGAAGCCAAUGGCAUUGCACUCCGUCGACAUCGAAAUCGCUAAGACCACCUCAAACACCGAUUCAACUCACGGCGGUAAAUCAGAAUCUUCAUCGAGAUCAUCCAUCUCUCAAGAACCCAAUAUUGAUCAUGUUGAGACAGUUGAACAGGGGAAGCUCCUCAAAGCCGCCAUUGAAACCAUGAACAUGUUGACUAAGGAUUAUUCACAGAGGCCGCAUCGCAAGCCUCCGAUCAAUAACGUUCAUCCUUUGAGUGGCAAAAUGGCUAAUCCUUAA
Molecule: messenger RNA, 889 nt
Organism: Magnolia sinica
Lineage: Eukaryota; Viridiplantae; Streptophyta; Magnoliopsida; Magnoliales; Magnoliaceae
Exons: 5
Coding region: 227-889 (220 amino acids)
Biological process (GO): regulation of root meristem growth
Molecular function (GO): growth factor activity
Source: RefSeq, a predicted model, not a curated record